AUGGCCGAAGUAGAAAAUCGACCACAGACGACUAGGCCUAAAACUACGAAGGCUAGUAGUGAAGAUAGGCCCAAAACUAAAAAAGCUAAUAGCGAGGACAGGCCUAAGACUAAAGCAGCUGACUCAACAGAUCGUCCUGAUACAGCUUCUGGAAGACCAAAAACACAAGCUUCAGAAGGCCGUCCAAAAACGACCGGUAAAGAGAACAACAAGCUUGGAACGUCCCCUCGACCACCUUCUCGUUCUCCUUCUUCUAAUAAGGUAAAAUUUUAGUUUUAAAUACGUCGUAUAAGUAUGUAAAAAGAGAUACUGUUACUUACAGUAUAAUUUUUCAACCUUAGGGUCAAUCAAAAUAUCUGACCAUACCACAAUGUUCCAGAUCUACCCCACCGAAAACCCUCCCCCAGCCGAAACUUUAUCUCCAUCGCCAGUACACGACUGGCUUCAAUCGGCCGAAGAUCCGGAUGCAGAAGCAGCUGUGAAAAUCAAAGCUUCUGACAUUCCAUUGAACACCGUGCCUAAUCAUCCGGCUCCAGAUGACGUGGACAUCAUAUUCAUUGAAGAUGUCCCAGCCCAUUUAGAAUGCAAAGUUUGUGGCCAGAUAUUAAGAGUACCUAAGAAGUUGCCAUGUGAACACAUGUUUUGUAGCGAUUGUCUGAAUAGUGUCACUGAAUGCCCUACUUGUGGAGCUGAGUGUGAUCCUAAGAAUGUAAGUCAGGGCCUUUCAAGACCUUGGAUAUAAGAUUUAAUAUAAGAUCAAAAAAGAACAGAUUAGGUAAAACUUUUACUGAAAUGAAGAACUUUUAAGUCACAAAUCACACCUUGUAAUCAUAACAUAAACCCAUGACACCCAAUUCCAGAUUACUGAAAACAAAGCCACGACAAAAGAGAUUCAGAAGCUCGGAGUCAAAUGCUCGUACAGUGAAAAUGGCUGUGAAUGGACCGGAAUCCUCAAAGAAUUAAAAGCACAUGCCAUUGGAUGUGAAUAUGCCGACACUGUAUGCCCACGUGGGUGUGGUAAAGUUUAUGCGAAGAAGGACGAAGAAGAACAUUUAAAGAAUUGCAACAAAAAGAUGGUCGAAUGUGAAUUUUGUGGCAAAGAAAUCAGUACAAAAGGUCUAAAAUUGCACAAUAAAAUGUGCCCACUGAUGAUCAUCGACUGUCCCAACAGAUGUGGGUUGCUGAGGAAGACUAGAGAAGAGGCAGGUUUUUUAUUUUUUUUUAAAUUAGCCUAAAAUGUUACCUAAAAUAACAAAAAAGUCACUAAAAACAUGGUAUUGUCACCUAAAAUUAUAAAAAUAGUUAUGACAAAAAGUUUUAUUACCUAAAAUAAAAAAAAUGUUAUCACAAGAAGUUUUAUCACCUAAAAUUAAAAAAAUGUUAUCACAAGAAGUUUUAUUACCUAAAAUUAAAAAAAUGUUAUCACAAAAACUUUUGUUACCUAAAAUUUAAAUUUUCAUUUUACCCACCAAAAAAAUCUUACAAUCCUUUGAAACACCUUGCCAGAAACCCAAAAAUUCAAUCCAUGUAUCGAGAAUAAAAUAUUUAUCUAAAAAACAUCAGCCCCAAGCCUGCCUACUUCCUUACGCAGGCCGCAACCCGUUGACUUUCAAAAGAACCGCCAACAAGGCCCGUUUGAAUUUUGAUUGCACCGUGCAAAAUAAUUUGCCUUUUCACCAAAAUCUCCUUUCGAAGAUCGAAGGAUUUUUGACAAAUUUGGAGCUCUCAAAAUCUCAAAAAUUGGGCCAUUUUUGUUUUUCUCUAACCUUCUCUAACAACCCUCUCAUGUCGCAACGAUCUCUCCGUCAUCGCCGCUCUGGGUCUCUUGUUUUGUACAGUCGCGCAAUGUAUUUCUCCGAUCACUUCCUUUCUAUGUCCGUCUCUUAAAAGUGCACUCUCUUUCUAUUUCCCGAUAAUUUGCACCGUGCAAGCUAAAUUUCCGUUGAUUGCACCGUGCAAGCCAAAAUUCAGCCACUAAAAAUCGUUUUCCAAAAUCGAAGGAUUUUUGACAAAUUUGGGGCUCCGAAAAUCUCAAAAUUCUUGCAAUCGUCUAACCUUAUCUGACCACCCUCUCAUGUCGCAACGUUCUUUCUGUUGUCGCAAACCUGCCUCUGUUGUUGGUUGCAGUUGCGCAAUCACUUUUUGCGAUCUGUCUCUUUCUGUUCCUCGUCUCCUGAUAUCGCGCUCUCUUUCCUUCUUCAAUUUGAUUGCACGGUGCAGACGGUUUUUGCCAAAAUUUUCAAUUUUUCGCUCUGGAUAUCCUGCAAAUUUCGGAAAGCGAUUUUUGCGACCAAACUUGGGCUUGCACCGUGCAAUCAUUCAAGAAAGAAGAGAGAAUGCAAUAUGAAGAGACUUCGAAGAGAAAGAGAGGGAUCGCGAAACUUGAUUGCGCAAGUGUAAACAAGAAGAGAGGUUCACCCAGCGACAAGUAGAGAUCGUUGCGACAUGAGAGGGUUGUUAGAGAAGGUUUGAGAAAAACAAAAACGGCCAAUUUUUGGGAUUUUGAGAGCUCCAAAUUUGUCGAAAAUCCUUCGAUCUUCAAAAGGAGGUUUUCGCAGAAAGGAAAUUAUUUUGCACGGUGCAAUCAAAAUUCAAACGGGCUUUUUUGGCGGUUCUUUUGAAAGUCAACGGAUUGCGACCUGCGUAAGGAAGUAGGCAGGCUUGGUGGGGCUGAUGUUUUUUAGAAAAAUAUUUUAUUCUCGAUAUAAGGAUUGAAUUUUUGGGUUUCUGGCACAGUGUUGGAAAGAAUUAUAAGCUUUUGUUGAUGGAUAAAUUAAAAAUUCAGAAAUAAUUUUGGGAUUAGAAAUGGUUAACCAUUGUUUUACUUUUUAAAUAUUUAGGUAACAAUGAACUAUCUUUUUGGAUUUUAUGUGACAAACAUGAGAUAAAACAUGAUUUUGAAGUAAUAAAACUAUUUACUCUGUUUUUUGCUUUGGGUAAUAACUUACGUGUAUUUAGAUAACAAAAACCUUUAUUUAUGUAUUUUAGGUAACAAAAUCACUUAAAAUUCAAAGUUGAACCUUUAGAUAAAUGCCCAUUUGCCAGAUUGUCCCAAAAAGGGUUCCGUAUGCCCAUUUGGGGAAUUUGGGUGCAAUUACACUGGCGGCCGAGAAAACUUACAAAAGCAUAUAAAGGACAACUUGAUAAACCAUCUAGGGUAUUUGUGUGAUGGAGCUACGGAGCUGCAAAUACUUUUGACACAAGUGCAUUUGAAUAUGGACAGGACUAACAGAAAUGUCACUGUUUUACAAAGUCGGGUAGGUUUUUGAGUUUAAAAUUAUUGUUUUGUUAGUAAGUAUAGUACUUUAUGUUGUAAAGGUGCUAAUACUAGUAAAUAUUGGUGGUGGGGUAUUCCACUUUAAAUUGUCAUUGGCGACCCUUAACUUUUCAUUGACGACUUAUAGCUUGUCAUCCCUCUCGUCUUUAACUGGUCGUUAACGGCUUGUUAAGCAUCAUUAUGGCAUUUAUAUCUGCCUAACUGAUUUCAGGUUGAUGCUCUCGAAAAACUGUAUGGAUCCCAAUACAUUUGGAGAAUUGAUGAUUACAGUAAACGGCUUAAGGACGCCAAGUCCAACUCCAAGCCUGUUAUUUAUUCUCCGCCGUUCCUGUCAGGCCGCCAUGGCUACAAACUUAUGAUGAGUGCCGCUUUGUAUGGGGAUGGAUUAGGUAAGAAUAAAGUGGUAUUGUAUCAAAUUAUGAUAAGAACUAUAGUAUUAUUUUUAUUCAAAAAUUUCAUUAUUAUGACGAUAUAAAUUAGCGUUUUUUCUAAAAUGACAGAUUUUAUAGAAUAAUUUUAAAAUUUAAAUCCUAGCCAGUGGCAAGUACUUGAGUGUAUACCUAUCAAUUCUUCGUGGAGAACAUGAUCCUCUCUUGCCAUGGCCAUUUGUCCAUAAAGUCACAUUCACCAUGAUGGAUCAGAAUCCAGAAGUUAACGAUCGUGAACACAUGGUUUAUGUGAUUAAACCUUCACCGAAUGGAGAAGAUGACAAUUACUUGAAUCGACCAAAAGCCGAAAGAAAUUCUGCUUUUGGGGCCCAAAAGUUUUGUCCAAUAGAAGAUAUGCAGAACUAUGUUAGAGAAGACGUACUGUUCGUUAGAUGUUACGUCGACACGGAGAAUAUGAUUGUUUUGUAA
This is a messenger RNA of Bursaphelenchus okinawaensis, 4134 nucleotides long. The record is from the annotation of a GenBank genome assembly. Lineage: Eukaryota; Metazoa; Nematoda; Chromadorea; Rhabditida; Aphelenchoididae.